GAAAAUGUGAAAAAUGCUUCAAAAUGAUUUUUCUUUAUUUUAUUUUAUUUAUCUAUUCUUCUCAAAAAUGGAAAUUGAAUAUUGAAUUAUUAACCUAGUUGUGCUGAUUGCUAGUCGUAUUGUUUAAAUGUAUUGCAUAUAAAUUUAAUUUAGAAUUCGAACCUACAAACAAACAAAUACAAACAGACACAGAUUAUGUUCAUAUCGAAUUUUAGUGAGCUGUCACUUGAAUCGCCACCUGCGCCAUCAUCAUCACCAUCAACAACAACAUCGUCGUCGUUGACAAAUCGUGAUUUAUUAAAAACGAAAUCAACACAUUCUACGGUGAAAUUAAACUCGGUGAAUAAGUUAUUGAAACGUACAAAAUCUCCAGCAAUCAAUAGUACUACCACUACUACUACUACUAACACUACUAACACUACCAUGAAUUCGUUCUUGCCUUCUACAAAUUCUUCCAGUUUAUCGCCAAAUAAUCCAUAUAAUUUUGAUUUUUUCAAUCAUUCACCUAUUUCUGAUGGAAAUGAUCAUUUACAACGAAUGAUUACCACACCACAUACUACUGAUAUCAAUACUACUAGUAUUAGUAGUAGUAGUAGUACUAGUAGUACUACUACUGCUGCAUCUGUUCUCCCGAUUGUUAAUUUAACAUUAAGUAGUAAUAAUAAUAGUAAUAAUGAUAAUAAUAAUAAUCCGGUCAUCAAUGUGUCUGAUUCGUCCAGUUCAUCCAAUCCUACAACUAAUAUGACAAGUCAUAAAAAUAAAACUAAUCAACAUCAUCAUCAUAAGCAUAAAGAAGAGACUACUACUACUACUAGUAGUAGUACACUGACAGUGCAAAAAGAAUCUAACAUGAAUAAUGCCAGCAGUGUUCCAGCUACCACUGUGCAAAUGAAUUCCAAUGAAGCUUCCACUAGUUCAACAAUAAUAAAACAACCAACCAAUCAUCAUUCAAGAACUACAUUGAAAUGUCCAUUUUGUGAUAAAAUAUUCAGUAAUUCCAGUGCUAUUGCUAAACACAAAUUAACACAUAGUGAAGAACGUAAAUACAUUUGUAUUAUAUGUCAUAAAGCAUUUAAACGUCAAGAUCAUUUAAAUGGUCAUAAAUAUACACAUGAAAGUCGUAAACCGCAUGCAUGUCAUUUCUGUGAUAAAUCCUACAGUGAUUCACGUUCCCUUAGACGACAUUAUGAAAAUGCUCAUCCAGAAGAGAAUGAACGUUGGAUGUUAUUAUGUCAAGCAACUAAUGGUGAUACAAGUGCUAUAUCGAUUGCUGCCGCAGCAGCGGCGGCUUUACUCUCUUCAUCUGCGGCUGCGGCUGCUGCUGCCGCGGCGGCGGCUGCGUCAUCAACUGAUACGACAACAGGACGUGAUACAGAUCCUUCACUGCCAUCUAGUAAUGGUGGCAGUGCUCAUACUGAAGGCGUUGCCAAUAAUCAUGUUUCAUCGUUAGCCAUAUUGAAUGCUUUGAGUAAUAAUAAUAAUAAUAAUAAUCAUAGUACGUCAUCCUCCUCAUCAUUGCCGUUGUCGUCGUCCUCAUCAUCAUCCUCUUCGACUACUGCUGCUGUUAGCGGCGGCGGUGGCGCUGGUGGUGUCGCCACCUCACUGGAUUCUUCAGCAAGUGUUAAUAAACUCAUUGAAUUCGGUCAUCAAACUGGUCUAUCACCAGCGGCGUUAGUUGCUUUAGUUGCAUCAACUAGUUGUUCUAAAUCCGGUCUAACAUCUGGAUUCGAUCGUCAGGCCUUAUUAUCAUCACUGUCGUCGUCAUCAUCAUCGUCGGCUGGUGUCAUUGGUGGUGGUGAUGGUGUCAAAUCAUUGAAACAAUCAAAAUUAUCAACUAGUCAAAAUGCUAUUGAUCAAUCUCUUGGCGCCAAUCGAUCAUCACCGGCGCCAACAUCACGAUCGGUUUGUCAUUCGCCUAGUUCAUUGUCAACUACAAUUCCUCCCAAUAGUAAUAAUAACAGUAACAUGAUGGAUAUCCAAGUCGACAAUGAAAUCGACACAAUCAAUAUGAUCACUGAUGAAUUAUCAGACACUGCUAUCGCCACAACAUCAGCGUCCACUACAACCACACUAGCAUCAGCCUCAUCAUCGAUUCGCAAUGAAUCGUUAACAUCAACUAUAACCAAUGCUCUGUUGAGCAAAACUUUAUUUUCUAAAACUAAUAGUAAUAACAAUAAUUCGACAAUCAUGCCUAAUGCUAACAAAACUCCACUCACACUAAAUCAUUUCACAUUGAAUCCAAUUGAAGUAGAGAAUGCCGCUAAAGUUGCUUUACUUAUGACACACCCGUUGGAAGAACCAAAACGUGUAGCAUGUGCCAUAUGUACUAAACGUUUUAAAAAUCAAUCGGCAUUAAAUGGCCAUAUGCGAUUGCAUGGAGGUUAUGGACCAGCUGGUCUAAGUGGUAUGAGCCAGAAUUCGACCACCACAACGACGACUUCAACGGCGUCGACGUCGACGGUGACGACACUGCAAACGCCGGCAUCAUCAGCAUCAGCGACGAUACUACAAUCAGGUCAAACAGAUACUACUACUACCACUACCACUACUACUGAUAAAAUUAUUAGUAAUAAAGGAAGCAACAAAUCAAUCGAUUCGCAUAGCAAUAACAAAAAUAAUAAUAAUAAUAAUAAUAAUUCAGAUUCAAAGAAAAAACUCUACUCAUCAUUAUCUACAGAUAUGGAUUAUUCGUUGAAGUCAUUCAACAAUGUUAAAUCACAUUCAAGAGCAAAUAGAGCAUCACAUAACAAAGCCAACAAUUCAACUACAUCAAAAUUUACUAAAGAGAAUGCUAGAACUAGUGAAUUUAUCACAAGCAGUACUGUUACGCCUAAUUCGAUUGAUUUAUCAAGAAUAAUUAAAACAUCCGCCACAACAUUGAACAAUAAUGAUUCCAUUCAAACAAAUCAUUCACCUAUAUUCAAUUCAACUAAUCAUCCUCAUCAACAUCAUACAUCAUCGUUGAACAGUCAUCAUAAUCACGAUCUGGUGACUACAAAUACUACUCAUAAUCAUGAUAAUAGUAAUACUCCGUCAUAUUCAAUCAAUAAACAACUGCUCGAUACAUCUUAUAACGCAUCAUUAAUUGAUGUAUGUUGUACUUCCUCCGGUGGAAGUGUUCCCAAUGAACAAACAAAGUCUCAAUUACCAUUUGAUCAUCAUCAACAUCAUCCGCCGCGGAGGCAGCGAGAGCAGCCUCCAUCCUCAUCAGCGCUAUCGUUAUCUUCAACAAUAAUGCAUGAUCAUUCAUGGUUAUCACUGUCCUAUGAUGAUCAUACCGCAAUGCGACAACGUCAACAACAUCGAAAUCAAUUAUUUCCUCUAAACUCAUUGGAAUUUGAUCAUAUUGUUGAUAUGAUUAAAAAAGAUAGUCAUACUACUAACAACACUACUAAUACUACUAAUACUACUAAUCUCUCAUUGACUGAAUCAUCUUUAGUAGCAGCCACAUUGAAUUCAAUAUUCUCAUCCAAUGCAUUGACCAAUAAUCAGACUACAAUCACUACAACUUUGUCUAAAACCACACCAGCAAUUCUAUUGAAUGGGAAUGAUUUGUCUCACAGACUGCAAUUCACAAGUGAUCAUCAUAGUAGACAAUCAUCUUCAGCGUCGCCAUCACCGCCAACAUCAUCGUCAUCAGCACCAGCAUCAUCGAUUCAUGGUGUGCUGAAUGUGAUUAGUACUCCUCCUACAACCAUUACCACUACUACUUCGACUACUGCUAGUGCUAGUAGUACUACAGAUACUACUAUUGGCAAUAAUAGUAGUAGUACCGGUAAUAAUAAUAAUAAUAAUAAUAAUAAUAAUAAUCAACUUCUUAAUUCCACAUCACAACGAUCGGAAUUAUUUAGUUUCAUGGAUAGUGAUGAUUGGUGGCAGUCUAUUUCAAAUCAUACUACAAGUCAUAAUAAUAAUAAUAAUAAUAAUCAUAUUAGCAACACUGUUCAAUGUCCAUUGGAUAUGCAUCUAUUCGAUCAGAAAUGGUCAUCGAUGGAAAAUGUCCCAUUGUCAAAUCAGAACAAUGAUAAUAUUGAUAAUAUUAAUAAUAAUCAUUUAAAAGGCUUAACAAAUUUCCCAUUGAAACAGACUACUAUUAAUGCUACUAGUAGUAGUAAUAAUAAUAAUUAUAAUAUUAUGCCACCAAAUAUUCAUUUAACAUCAUUAUUAAAAUUGAACAAUCAUGAACAAUCACUUCAUGUUUCGGCAUCAUUAUCACCGUUAUUAUCAUCAGCCUCCUCCUGUACGUCAUCUUCAGCUCCCUCAUCUUCUUGGUCGUCAACACAACACCAACACCAACACCAACAACUCAAUAAACCAGCAACCUUUCAUCGUCGUCCAAUUCCUCAACCAUUACAAUUAUCCAAUUAUCAAACACCUGCAUUCAAUAUUAACACUAGUCAAUAUUCACCAAUUACACCAGCACCAAUGAAUAUGUCAAUGCAUAACAAUACAUUGACAACAACAACAGAAUGUGAUGAUCACCACCACCAACAGCAACAACAGCAACAGUUAUUACCGGUGAACACCAGCAUCCUGAAAUCCUCAUCCGCAUCAUCUUCAUCAUCAUCAUCAUCGUUACCGUCAACAAUCAUGACAACUGGAACCAAUGGUACAAUGUGUACUAGUCAUCAUGUUCAACAGCAUCAACAUUGUUCAAUGUUCAAUGUUCAAUGUGACAAUACAAAGAAAUUAUCAUCAUCAUCUUCUUCUUUAUGUUGUUUUGAUGAUAAUACCAAUAGCAAUAAUAAUAAUAAUAAUUCAUUAUUUGGUUUAACAAAUUUUUCCGAUUCACUAUUAUUCUCUUCUAUGUAUCACCACAAUACUACUAAUAAUAAAUUCCUUCCGCCUCAUGUUGAUUUUCCUAUCUCGAUCAGCAAUAAUAACAAUAAUAAUAAUAAGAGUAUUGAGUUAUUGGAUAGUAGUUGUUCUUCAAUUAAUCCAAAUCAAUUCAAUCCGGAUCAUUUAUUGUUGAAUAUGACACAAAGAGGAGAUUUGUCAAGACCUCAUCAACAUCCUCAUUCUCAUCAGCAAUUAGGUAAUAGCGAUCCGUCACAAUUACGUGAUCGUCAUCCUCAUCAGCAACAGCAGCGUCAACAGUUACAACAUCAGAGUAAUUGUAGUAGUACAAGUAGUAGUAAUGGUCCUAGUAAUCGCCCCAAUAAACUGUAUGAAUCCAAAGUGAAUUGUUCAUGUACACAACAACAUUAUCAAUUACAACAACGAGAACAACAACAACAUCAUCAUGAUCAUCAUCAGUUGGAGUUGGACUAUUAUAAUCGAUCAAGUCGACAAUCACCUCUCAUGUUAAAUCAACGUCAACAACAGAAUCAUUGUUUAUUGCCAACAUCUGUUCAAUUAUUUUCACAACAGUCAAACAUUCCACAAUCGCUUUCAUCUUCAUUUUAUCCUGGUCGACAUCAUCCACAACAACAUCAUGAAGACGGAAAUGAUACUCAUAAUCCUGGUACAAAUAGUCGACGAACUACAGAACCAUGGUUAGCUAAUUGUUCUCAUUAUUCAUAUGGUCAACCUGGUUUGAAUUCAUUAAACAGUAUGGAUUUUAUGCGUCAUUCCAUACAAACUUCUUUUACACAACAUAAUAAUACCAGUACUAAUACUACUACUAAUAAUAAUAUGAGUAGUAGUAGUAGUGGUAGUAAUAUUUUUCUGCCUUCCACAUGUAUUUCAUUAUGGAAUCCAAAUCGGACAUUAACAUCAUGUUGUAGUCAUAAUUUAAUGACACCGAGAACAACACCUCCAUUAACUGUGGCAAUAACAUCUUCAAAUUUCAUUCAUUCACUUAAUACUACUACUACUACUACUACCGCUAGCACUAAUACUACUACUCAUGGUUGUAUUAGUAGUAAUCUCUAUUCAUCGUCAAUUCCUGUCAAUACUUGUUUUCCAUUCAAUAAAAAUCGUUUACCAUUGUCUACAUCAUCAACAUUGAAUAUUGGAGAAGAACAUUUGCAUUCUAUUCUGCCACGUUAUCAUGAUCAGCAUAAUCAUGUCCUUCUUCAGCAACACCAGCCUCAGCAGCAUCACCAGCAUCCAACAGAAUCGUCAUCGUCAUCAUCCAACUCUUGUCUAUUGAAUCCUGAACAUGGAAUUGAUAAUCGUUCAUUUUUCAAUGGUCCAGACUUUCUGUUACAUAAUCAAUUUAACUCGUUACGUACACAUCAAUAUGAUAAUACCAGUAAUAAUAAUAAACGUCUGUUUCCUCCUCACGAACACCAACACCACCAACAACAACAACGGGAUUUAUUCACUCGACACCAUCAUCAUCAUCAUCAUCAUCAUCAUCAACCUCCUGCUGCUCCUGAUGUUCCUCCAUCCAAAACUCAUUGUUGGUAUCCAUGCUUGGUGGAACCAGAACGUAAACGACAUAUUUCUGCACCGGUGGUCACAAUGAUCCCCGCACAACCAUCAUCAUCAUCGUUGUUAGCAUCGUCGCUAUCAUCGUCAGCAUCAUUAUCCUCGUCUUUGUCGUUAGCUUAUCCAACUCAUUUACAACAAACAUCAAUUCCUCUAUCGGAUAAUCAUAAACAUGCUUUACAUAUGAUGAAUAAAUCGUAUUGUUAUGAUUGUUGUCUACCGGAAUGUUACAAUCGUCAUCAUCAACAUCAACAUGAUCAACAUGAACAUCCAAAAGAUAGUCAACAUAUUCGUGAUUAUUGUUGUAAAAGUAGGAUUGUUGAUUCCAGGCGAGAUUUGGGCGUGAAUGAACAGCAAUCACGACUACAACCACCGCAACCACAACCUCAACAACAACAGCAACCAUCAAGUGAUAUUGUGACAGAUUUGUUAAUGCAAAGUCAUAUUACUGAUCCAGACGGAUUAUCAUCCCUUACAUGUGAUAUGCAUAAUUCAUGUCCAACAAUACCAGAAUUAUCUUUAACUCCUACAGCACCACUAGUAUCGUCACCAUCAUCACAACGUCACCUUCAUCAUCAUCCUCAUCAUCAUCCUCACCAUCCUCGUCAACAGCCACAACCACAACAAACCGCCAUAUUGACAACAAAAUCAACCAUUCCAACUGUGGAUCAAACAUUCUCAAUGCUUGGCGAUGGUGAUGGUGAUGAUGAUGAUGCUGAAUGUUUGUAUUAUCGACAGAUAAACAUGAUGAACAACAUGUCUGGCAUACUUCCUCCGCCGCCGCCGCCGCUGCCGCCAUCGUCGUCAACAUCAUCAUCAUCAUCAUCGUCGUCAUUUCUAGUACCAUCAUUCUCACCGGCCACAUCACCACCAUUGUUAUCGUUGUCAUUGCCACCACCUUCAUUAUCUCAAGAAGAAACUGCAACUGCAGCCACAACCACAACAACCACGACAACUACAGCAACAACAACAACAACUUUCUUUCCAUUUACUGAUUCAAAUCUACUAACAAAUUCAUUUCGUACAAUUGUGGAUAUUGAAGAAUUGAACAUUGAACAGCAACAACAACAACAACAGCAGUUGUCAAAAUUACCACCACACCAUCACCAUCAACAUCAACAUCAUCAACAUCAACAGCAAUCGAAUGAUGCACAACAUCAACAAUCACUUGUCAGCAGUGUACAACAAUGUCCAAUAACUUCAUCAUCAUCAUCAUCAUCACCCCCCUGUUCACUGUCCAAUUUGAAUCAGUUUGAAUUGUUGGAUUUAACUGUCACACCAUCACUACUGGCACAAAACACCAAUCAUGAUAAUAAUAAUAAUAAUAAUAAUAAUAAUCAUAGUGAAAGUAUGAAGAGCACAAGCAUGAAUCAGACAAUCAUGUCCAAUCAUGAUAAUCAUAAUCAUAGUAAUACUAAUAAUAAUAAAUCGAUUCGUAAUUCAGAAAAUGAUUUAAUUGCUAUGAAAUUAUCUAAAUCAUUAGCUGAAGAUAAUUUAUUCCGUAAUCCGACGGCAUUACCACCACCGAAAAAAAUGAAAAGUAAACCAGCGCCUAUAUCAAUUCCUCCACAAACCGGUGCCAAUUUGUCCAGACUACGUUCACCACGUGUAUGGAGUUCCAAACGAUCUUCACUGAAUUCUAGUCCUCCACCGUAUACACCACCUCCAAUGCUUAGUCCAAAUCGUCAAGGUUCCGGUUUAUUUUCGUCAUUAUUAUCACGAUUAGUGCCGAAUUCGACAAUGGCAUCAGGUGGAUUAGGUGGAGGAGGAGGACGUUCUAUGGGCAGUGGGGCAUCGUUGAUGAUGAAUCGUCGAUUCACUGGUUAUUAUUCAUCAAAUGCCCUUAAUGAUGACUCGGAACUUACGACCAAUCUACUUCCUACUAGUACAACGACUAGCCAAAGGAUUAAUAAUGGUGUUAGUCAAUUGAAACGACGUCAUGCAAGUAGUAGCAGUGGUGAAGCUAAUAGUACUACUAUCAGUGAGAUGAGUAUUUCCAAUCAAAGUAUGAAUAUGAUAGAUUAUAACAAUACAACAACAACCAAUACUACUUUUACCAUUAAUAGUAAUCAUGAUUAUUAUGAACAGAACAAUACACAUCCAACCACCGGUUCAAUCACUGAUUUGUAUAUGCGUGAUUUAAAUCGACCCAUAGCUGGUUAUACUACUCGUCGUUUUGGACGUCGUCGUCAACAACUUACACCGAAAUCAGCUCCUGUAUUAAUUUUAAACUCUAGUACAACUAAGAAUACGUCAAAAGAUUCACUUCAAGACAAUGAAUCCUUCACAAUGAAUCAGCAACAACAACAACAACAGCUACACUUUUCUAACACCGAUACCGUAUUCGGUUAUGAUGAUGAAACCAUGCGUCGAUUUGCUGAAGCUGAUGAAGCAUAUCGAUUAAAACGACAAAAACAACAUUUACAAGAAAUGCAUCAUCCUACACGUCGUCGAUGUGAUACUGACAUCAGUAGAUCGAAUGAUCCAAUUAUCAAUAAUCACAGCUCUACUACUGAUAAUAAUAAUGAUAGUAGUAGUAGUAGUAGUCAAUUGAUUUUUAAUAAAACAAAUCAAAGUUUCAAUUUCACUGAUGAACAAUUGUUGAAUUUUAAUUUUGAAUUUAAAUCGAAUCAAAUGGAUUAUUCUGAUACAACAACAACAACGCUACAAUUGAAUGAAAAUGUUGACUUCACUGAAGACCAUGACUUGAACGAUGAUGAUGAUGAAGAAUAUGAUGAUGACGAUGAUGAUGACGAAGAAGGUGUUCCAACUAGUAUUAUUCCACAUAUCAAUGUUGGUCAUGCUUAUCAAGCAGAAGUUCCUGAUUUUUGUCAAGAAGUGAUAACCACCGAUAUUACAAAAGAAUCCACUUCAAGAUGGGAAACUUUAUUAUGGUAUCCAGCUAAUCUAAAUGAAAAUGAUCCGAAAAUUAUUGAAUCAUUGAAUUUGCUGACAAAAAUCGCUUGUUCACCAGCUGUACGUAAUUGUGGCUUAAAUAUGGAGUAUACCUUUCAUUUAUUGUGUAAAUAUAAAGGUGAUUUAGAAAUGACAUUGCAUGCCUUGUUACAUGAUACAUUGAUUGUAUAUGAUUAUGUAUAUGCUGAAACUACAGCUUGGACAACUGAAGAAAUUGUACGUUUUCAACAAGGUCUCUCUAUGUAUGGUAGAGAUUUUCAUCAAAUUUCUAAAGAUUUACAAGCAAUUGGAAUGAAUAAAUCUGUCAAAGCAUGUGUAGAAUUUUAUUAUGUUUGGAAACGUAUGAAUACACCAUCAGAUGUGAAAUGGUAUCGUGAAAAAGCACGACGUCAACGUUCAUUGAAUCAUAUUGAACCAAUUAUUGCAGAAGAAUCUAUAACAGAACAAUUUGACAUAGUGGAACAAUCAAAUACGUGUACAACAGAUUUGAAUUCAGUACAAACAUUAGACAAUACUAUUACUACUACUACUAAUAAUAAUAAUAUUAGUAGUAGUAAUAAUAAUGUGCCUUAUAAUUUACGUCGUAAACACCCACAACCACCACAACACCCGCAACAACAACAAACAACUGUAUGUGUCCAACCACCGCCUCCGCCGACGGUGCCGCCAUCAUCAUCAGUAUCAUCCUCGUCAGAUCAUCAGUUUGCGACUACUACUACUUGCACUACUAUCAGUAGUAUAAUGAAUACUAACGAUGAAACGAUUGUAAAUAAUAAUAAUAGUAAUAACAAUUCAUUGGAAAAUUCUUAUGAUGAUUUCAUGGAUAUUGUUUUUAAUGAAACAAAACCCAAUAAAUCAUUGUUGCCACAAUUAACUACUACUACAAUCAAUCGACGUGAUGUUCAUUCUAUUGUUACACUAUCGAAUAAUACUGCCGACUUAUCAUAUUCACAUCACUCAUCAUCGUCGUCGCCGCCUACGCCACCGCCGCCAUCGCUGUUCUCCUCCUCCUCUUCACCAACAUCAUCAUCAGCGUUAUCAACUCAUUCUACUGCUGCUGGUGCUACUGUCCACUCUACAAAUUGUUUGUCUAAUAAUGUAUCCCCAUCCACUGUCACAUCGAAUUCUACAAAUCGAUCCAUUUAUACAUGUCGUAUAUGUGGAAAAAUAUUCAAUAAAAUUAAAUCACGUAAUGCUCAUAUGAAAACACAUAGUGAGAAAAAAAUCUCAUCAACAACUCGACAGAUUUAAAUUAUGCGAUUUUGUUUUUUUAAAUCAAUUAUCCGUUACUACUCUUUACAGAUAUCAGUAGUAUAAUUCUAAAAUAAGCAAUAAAAAGACCACUACAUUUCAAUGUGAUUUAUUUGUGAUAUUUAUAAAAAAUUUCUCAAAAAGAGAAAAAUAUUUCCAUCAGAAUUCUUUGUUACUUUUAUUC
Schistosoma turkestanicum is the source of this 10726-nucleotide messenger RNA. Lineage: Eukaryota; Metazoa; Platyhelminthes; Trematoda; Strigeidida; Schistosomatidae. The record is from the annotation of a GenBank genome assembly.